This is a messenger RNA of Papaver somniferum (opium poppy), 585 nucleotides long. RefSeq names its product RING-H2 finger protein ATL74-like. Lineage: Eukaryota; Viridiplantae; Streptophyta; Magnoliopsida; Ranunculales; Papaveraceae. The coding region runs from base 1 to 585 and encodes 194 amino acids. The record is from RefSeq and is a predicted model, not a curated record. Gene Ontology annotation, molecular function: transferase activity. The transcript has a single exon. Gene Ontology annotation, biological process: protein ubiquitination.
AUGGUGACACCUGAUUAUCUCUGUCGCCCCUUCAAACGGUGUCCAACUGGUUCACCUCCAUACAAUAGAACCACAAGCACCACCAGCCGAUCAGGUUCUGGAACGAAUAAUUUCGAUACAAGCAUGGUGAUCAUUCUUGCAGCUUUACUAUGUGCAUUAAUCUGCACACUAGGUUUGAACUCAAUAAUACGUUGUGCAUUACGUUGCAGCCGCCGAUUCAGGGUAAGCACACGUACUAACGAGAACAUUGUUUCACGUCUUCCGGAUAUUGGGCUUAAAAGGCAGGUAUUGUGUCAGAUUCCGGUAACAAUAUAUGGGUCAUCAAAAGGAGGCAAUAAAAAUGCUCUUGUCUCACCAACUGAUUGUCCAAUUUGUUUGGGAGAGUUUAUAGAAGGUGAGAAGUGUAGGAUAUUACCAAAAUGCAAUCAUGGGUUUCAUGUGAAGUGCAUAGAUACAUGGCUUUUAUCACAUUCAUCUUGUCCGACUUGCCGGCAUUCAUUACUCGAGUUGCCGACAGCUCAGCCCCUAUCUGAGGAUUCAGGAAAUACGCCGCCAGUGACUGUAAUUAUUGAUGAUGUGAGUUGA